AUGACCCGAAUUCUGGCUCCACUGGCGUGUCUCGUUGCUACGGGAAACGCCACCACACCUGUCCUUGAAAGAGCCAACGGCCUAUCGGCACAGUCUGUCACUACAAACUGCAAACAAGCUUGCUCUCAGCUUUCCUCGACUUUCGGAUCCGCCUUUCACUGGCCCCAAAAUGACAACUUCACGAUCUGGGACGCGAAGCAGCAAGAAGUUCACCCAGCUUGUCGAGUUGAACCCUCCUCGGCCAACGACGUUGCCGAAAUUCUCGAUAUUCUCGUGUCUCACUGGUGCUAUUUUUCAGUGAAAGGAGGGGGUCACUCCAGGAACCCAGGAGAUUCAAACUCAGUUGGCGGAGUGACCGUGGAUCUCAACCGUCUGAGCGGCAUUGAGAUCCUUCAAGGGAACAAACAGGCGCGUGUAGGUGGUGGCGCGACCAGCAUUCAGGUUUACCAGGCGCUGGAAACUCGAAAUUUAUCUUUCGUUGGCGGCCGAGUCGGCAGUGUCGGUAUGGGUGGUUUUACCCUCGGCGGAGGAACGUCACCUUUCUCGAACAAGUACGGGUGGUCAUUAGACAAUGUUUACGAGUAUGAGGUUGUUCUCUCGAACGGAACGAUCACGACCGCUUCGGAAUCACACAACCCUGACCUCUACUUUGCACUUCGUGGCGGCGGAAAUAACUUCGGAAUUGUCACGGCCUUUACUGUUCGAACUUUCCCCCAAGGCCCUGUCUUUACCAGCAUGACAACCUAUAGUGCGAAUCAGUCAAACCAAGUUCUCGACAAGGUCUACGACCUAUACACAAACAUAAACCUCACCAGCGACAAGGAAAUGGGGUACGAUCUUUACUAUUCAUACAGUUCUGAAAGUGACCAGUUCACGCUGAGUGGCACCCAGCGAUACGGGAAACCGGUCCGAAAUCCACCUGUCUUUGCGGCCAUAAAUCAGAUUCCUACGCUGAGCAUAAGCACGAACAUUGGUCCUAUGAGCCAAGCUGUCGACGGGACGGAUUCAAUGGGCACUACACGACACCUUUUUGCUACCCUAAGUGUGGCUCCAUCGCGCUCAUUGUUGUCGGAAGGCCUCAAGAUCUUCCAAGAGGAAGUGGAAGCAAUCAAGAAGGUCCCCGGCCUAGAUCCCAACUUCAUUUCCUAUCCGCUGCAGAGGAACGCCAUCAAGGCUAUGAAACAGCGAGGUGGAAAUGCAUUGGGAAUCGACCGAGACGAACCUCUCUUCUUGAUUCUUAUCUCUACAGCAUGGUCAAACAGUACUAACGAUGCUGAUGUUAACCGGAUGACGGCAAAUACCAUUGACAGACUCAAUUCCACGGCUAAUAACUUGGGUGUUGCAAACCGGUAUAAAUACAUCAACUACGCCUCGGCCGCGCAGGCUAACACGGUGUUUUCUGGCUAUGGCGAAAACUUGCAGAGGCUGCAAAAGAUCCAGAAGGCGGUUGAUCCACGGGGAAUAUUCACAUCCAAAGGCUUGUGGCGUGGAUUUGCCAAAUUACUCUAA
This is a messenger RNA of Penicillium argentinense, 1509 nucleotides long. Its product is annotated as FAD-binding oxidoreductase. Gene Ontology annotation, molecular function: oxidoreductase activity; FAD binding. Lineage: Eukaryota; Fungi; Ascomycota; Eurotiomycetes; Eurotiales; Aspergillaceae. The record is from RefSeq and is a predicted model, not a curated record. The transcript has 5 exons. Bases 1 to 1509 code for a protein of 502 amino acids.